This is a messenger RNA of Calliphora vicina (urban bluebottle blowfly), 1413 nucleotides long. RefSeq lists its product as uncharacterized. The coding region runs from base 1 to 1413 and encodes 470 amino acids. Gene Ontology annotation, molecular function: protein binding. The record is from RefSeq and is a predicted model, not a curated record. NCBI's taxonomy places the organism in Eukaryota, Metazoa, Arthropoda, Insecta, Diptera, Calliphoridae. The transcript has 6 exons.
AUGGACUUUACCUAUGUAGAAUUUCCCUCGACGGUAAAUUUCAACACCUUCAAAGCCUAUUUUGAGCUCAACAAAUGUAAACUACCCAUCAUUCAUGGCAAAGCUUUAAAUCAUCCAGAAGGCAUAGAAAUUAAAACAAAUCAAAUAAAAACCCUAAGACAUUUAGUAUUGGAUGCACUGCUAGAGAAUUGGAGUGACAAUCCCAUCUUUAAAGAAAUAGAACGUCAAGAGGACCGUAACUAUAUUUUAGCAAACUUGAAUGUAAAUCUUCCUCUAAAGAUUUUAAGCUCAUACAUACAAGAUGAUUUCUUUUGGCGUAAAAGCUAUCAACACCGUUGGAAGACUCUCUAUUACAUGCUAUACACAUAUCAAAGCCAACCACCCAAACCAACGAUGACGAUGACAACAUCCACCAAAACUUCCCCAACCCCAGAGCCGCUACAACAAUUCUGCGUGAGGCAAGAAAAAAGAAAAACAAAACCUUGGAUUAACAUUUACAUGGAACGACAUCUGCAAGAGUUUAUUGAAAAUGUAACAACAACUGACUACGAACAGGAGAGUGUUCAGGCGACAUUGGACAUUUGUGCAACGUAUAUAAAUCAAUUGGAGAUAAACUACCUACAGCCCAGCAUGGAAGGGCACAAUGAUCACAUUCCACUUGAUUUCAUUUUGAGAAAUCUACCGGAAUUGCAUACAUUACGUUUGACAUAUUGUACCAAGACUAUAGGCACGCACUUCUAUCUGGGCUGUAAUAUGUUAUCGCGUCGUGAUGCUUCACUGCUUGCCCGAGGACUACAGCAGUCUCAUGAAUUGGUAAAUUUUUGUUUACACAAUUGUAAAUUGGAACCCUAUCAGUUGGGAUUAUUUGCUUAUAGUUUAGACAAGGGUUGUCAUUACCUGGCCUCCCUGUCCUUAGAACACUGUAGUUUGGGUGAUGAAGGCAUACGUCAGUUUUUAAGCUCCUGCAACAAGGAAUCGUUUGGCACUUUGAAAUAUUUAGAUUUAACCAACAAUAAAAUAACCUCCGAAGGUGCCUACUUUCUUAGCAAAGUCCUUAAAAGCUUAACGCUAGAAAAAUUGAUACUACGUUUGAAUCCCAUUGGCAGUGAGGGAGCUGCUUCAAUUUUUACCGUAUUGGAUUAUUUACCCAUAACACAGUUAGACCUGGCCGGCUGUUCUCUAGACGCAACAAUUACCAAACUAUUCAUGCAGCUAAUAGUACAAAAUAAAACUCUAUGGUCCAUAGAUGUAUCUAACAAUUACUUGGGCCAGGAAUUUGGAAAACAUUUAUUCAAAGUUAUUGGCUUUAAUAAGACUUUAAAGAGUAUGAAUUUAAGCAAUACUGGUCUGACUUUGGAUAUUUGUAAACAAUUUCAGGAGAUUCUAAAAAGAAGUCAUUUAAAGAAGAGGUAG